GAAAACCCAUUUGAUUCUCAAACGGCGAUUAAAACCCAUCGCGAUCUGGUCCGGUGGCCUCUCGCUCCCGUCCUGCCAUCCCUCCGGCGGCCACGACUCCGCCGCCGCAGCACCAGCUCCGACGAUGCGGCACCUCCUCAUCCCCCGCUUCCUCCGCCGCGCCUCUUCCCUAACCCACUACCACUCCCACCUCCAGCUCCUCCGCCCCCUCUCCUCCUCCUCCCCGCUCCCGGCCUCCGAAUCCGACCUCCGCAAGUACGCCGGCUACGCGCUGCUCGUCCUCGGCUGCGGCGCCGCCACCUAUUACUCCUUCCCGUUCCCGCCCGACGCGCUCCACAAGAAGGCCGUCCCCUUCAAGUACGCGCCGCUCCCUGACGACCUCCACACCGUCUCCAACUGGAGCGGCACCCACGAGGUCCACACCCGCGUGCUCCUCCAGCCGGACUCGCUCCCGGAUCUCGAGGAAGCCCUCGCCGCCGCCCACAAGGAGCAACGCAGGCUCAGGCCCCUCGGCUCCGGGCUGUCCCCCAAUGGCCUCGCGCUCUCCCGGGCCGGCAUGGUCAACCUCGCCCUCAUGGACAAGGUGCUCGACGUCGACGUGAAGAAGAAGACCGUCACCGUGCAGGCCGGGAUACGUGUCGCCGAGCUCGUGGACGCGCUCCGGGAGCAUGGCCUCACGCUGCAGAACUUCGCGUCCAUUCGGGAGCAGCAGGUCGGCGGCAUCAUUCAGGUUGGUGCUCAUGGUACAGGUGCUGGAUUGCCUCCAAUUGAUGAGCAGGUUAUUAGCAUGAAACUGGUUACACCUGCCAAGGGGACAAUAGAGUUAUCGAGGGAGAAAGAUCCUGACUUGUUUUAUCUUGCCCGCUGUGGACUUGGUGGCCUAGGAGUCGUUGCAGAAGUCACACUUCAGUGUGUAGAACGGCACCAACUUGUUGAACAUACUUUUGUUUCUAAUGCAGAUGAAAUCAAGAAAAACCACAAGAAAUGGCUCUCUGAAAACAAACAUAUUAAGUACUUAUGGAUUCCAUAUACUGAUACAGUUGUUGUUGUCAAAUGCAAUCCUCCUUCAAGGUGGAAAACUCCAAAGUUGACAUCAAAAUAUGGAAAAGAUGAAGCGAUACAACAUGUUCGUGACCUUUAUCGUGAAGCACUGAAGAAAUAUAGAACUGAAGCAGAAAGUAAUGACCCAGCGAUAGAUCAACUUUCAUUUACUGAAUUGAGGGAUCAAUUGCUUGCCCUUGAUCCUCUGGAUAAAGAUCAUGUGAUCAGAAUUAAUAAAGCAGAAGCUGAGUAUUGGAAGAAGUCAGAGGGAUAUCACAUGGGCUGGAGUGAUGAAAUACUUGGUUUUGAUUGUGGUGGGCAGCAGUGGGUUUCCGAGACCUGCUUCCCUACAGGAACCCUAGCGAAGCCAAGUAUGAAGGAUUUAGAUUAUAUGGAGGAAUUGCUGCAGUUAAUUGAGAAGGAAGAUAUACCUGCACCUGCACCUAUUGAGCAACGUUGGACUGCCCGCAGCAGGAGUCCCAUGAGCCCAGCAUCAAGCUCUGAAGAAGAUGAUAUAUUUUCAUGGGUUGGUAUAAUAAUGUAUUUACCAACAUCUGAUCCUCGCCAAAGGAAGGACAUUACGGAGGAAUUCUUCAACUACAGAAGUCUGGCGCAAACUAGUCUCUGGAAUGAUUAUUCUGCGUAUGAACACUGGGCCAAAAUUGAGAUUCCAAAGGACAAGGACGAACUUGCUGAGCUACAGGCUAGGCUGAGGAAGCGAUUCCCUGUCAAUGCAUAUAACAAAGCACGCAUGGAGCUGGAUCCUAACAAGGUUCUCUCCAGUGCGAGGUUAGAGAAGCUGUUCCCAGCAACAGGGACUGUCCAAAGUGCGAAGUAAAGGUGUUCUGAUUGUUACCAUCUGGAAUGAAGGCACAGUGCUUUCACAAUGUGUAUGCCUUUUUCUUCCUAUGGAGAAAGGUACUCUUCCAAGUUGGAUUCUGUUGUUGAUACUUGACCAGAACUCAAAAUUAUACCAUCCUUCUCUUCUGGUGGUUUGCAUGACAACCUUGCAGGCCGCAGAGUUAGUUUCUCCCAUAGAAAUUGCUCUGUUGGUAGAGAUAGGUUUUAGUGCUCUACCUUGUGCUGGAGCUUUUGUUGCAUGAGGCUUAUUCCUUGAUCCGCGGCUGAAAAAUCUAUGCUUAUCGGGAUACUGUCAUUCUGUGUUGUACCAAAUGUGAUAGUGAUGAACAUUUGGCAGCUGAAAUAAAGCGUGAGAAAAAACACGAAUUGAUGCACUUCAAUCUAAUCUAUCACAGUUAUAAGCCUCA
This is a messenger RNA of Brachypodium distachyon (stiff brome), 2309 nucleotides long. Its product is annotated as L-galactono-1,4-lactone dehydrogenase 2, mitochondrial. Lineage: Eukaryota; Viridiplantae; Streptophyta; Magnoliopsida; Poales; Poaceae. Gene Ontology annotation, molecular function: galactonolactone dehydrogenase activity; D-arabinono-1,4-lactone oxidase activity; FAD binding. Gene Ontology annotation, cellular component: membrane. Bases 125 to 1879 code for a protein of 584 amino acids. The transcript is spliced from 6 exons. The record is from RefSeq and is a predicted model, not a curated record.